Molecule: messenger RNA, 648 nt
Organism: Mastomys coucha (southern multimammate mouse)
Lineage: Eukaryota; Metazoa; Chordata; Mammalia; Rodentia; Muridae
Product: prostatic spermine-binding protein-like
Exons: 3
Coding region: 13-648 (211 amino acids)
Source: RefSeq, a predicted model, not a curated record
CCCUCAGGAGCCAUGCUGCUGUUGCUGACCUUGGCUCUCCUUGCCAGUCCCACCUGCAGAGCCCAGAAUGUCCUGGGAAAUAAUGCCGGCACCUAUUUCUAUGUUCGUGGUGAAGAUCAGGGGGAAAUUAUGGGCAUGCGGAUCUUCCUAACACUUAUAAACCUCAUCAAAGGCAUCCAGCUGCAGUUUGGCAAUCGCUGGAGUGAUGUCUAUGGAUCCCAGUCACCAAACUAUAUAGAGUUCCUUCUGGAUGAGGGAGAGCACGUGAUAAAGGUAGAGGGCACCACAAAGCUCUGCCUGACUUCCCUGACCCUCACUACAAGCAAGGGGCGUGUGACCACCUUUGGUGUUAAAAGGGGCCUCUCCUUCAAUGACAGUGGAGGUCCAGGCCAGCAUCUAGUGACUGUCAAUGGUAUGUAUGCACCAGGCCUGUGCAUCAAAGGGAUGGGAUUCAAAUGGAGACAUACCGAUGAUGACAAUCGUGACCAUCAUGGUCACCAUGAAGAUAACGAGGAAGAUGAUGGUGAUGACAAAGAUGAUGGUGCUGAUAAAGAUGGUGAUGGCAAAAAUGAUAAUGAUGAUGAUUAUGAUGAUGAUGAUGAUGAUGAUGAUGAUGAUGAUGAUGACCAGAAAGAGGAAGAAGAAUAG